Selaginella moellendorffii is the source of this 2304-nucleotide messenger RNA. RefSeq names its product pentatricopeptide repeat-containing protein At3g62890-like. Lineage: Eukaryota; Viridiplantae; Streptophyta; Lycopodiopsida; Selaginellales; Selaginellaceae. Bases 13 to 1995 code for a protein of 660 amino acids. The record is from RefSeq and is a predicted model, not a curated record. Gene Ontology annotation, molecular function: protein binding; RNA binding; zinc ion binding. Gene Ontology annotation, biological process: RNA modification. The transcript has a single exon.
UCUUCUAAUGGUAUGAGCAGUCAAGACCCAAGAGUAAGAGAGCUCUACAGGAUUGAGCAAGGGGAUAUAGACUUGAGUGACCACUCCUAUGGGCUUCUCAUCAAGAACUUCACCUCUCCCCCCCACUCACUCUCCCUCGCCAAGCGCCUCCACGCCCAGAUCUCCAGACGCGGCCGCGACCACAACACAUUCCUCGGCAACUUGCUCGUGGACAUGUAUGCCAAGCUCGGCAGCCUCGAGGAGGCGAGCUCGGCGUUCCAGAGAAUCCAGCAGAGGAAUGUUUUCUCCUGGAACAUCCUCCUCGCAGCACAUAGCGCGAAUGGGGAUCUUGCAACGGCACAGAAGCUCUUCGACAAGAUGCCCGUGAGAGAUACCGUGUCCUGGAGCUCCAUGGUGGGAGCGUUUGCACAGCACGAGCUUUGCGACGAGGCUGUUUCGUUGUUUCGAGAGAUGCAGCUGGAAGGAUCCAAGCCGGACAGGAUAACUUUCAUCAAUGUGAUCGAUGCCUGUGCCGAGAAGCCGGCUCUCCAAGAUGGAAAGUUCGUCUACAGCGUUUUGGCCGAAGAUGGAUUGGAAUCCGACGUGAAAGUUGGCACCGCGCUGCUUAACAUGUAUGGGAAGUGUGGAAGUUUGCGGGACGCGGAAGCAUUGUUUGAGAAAAUGCCGGAGAGGAACGCUGUCUCUUGGAACGCACUUCUUUCAGCAUAUGCCCAGAACGGGCAUAUGGAAAGUGCGAGGGAAGUGUUUGGAAGUAUGCCUGAGAGGAAUGUGGUGUCGUGGACGGGGAUGAUGGCGGGGUAUGUCCAGAACGAGCUUUGCAAGGAUGCACUGGAGCUCUUUCUCUGGAUGGAGAACGAUGGCGUGAAGCCCAACGAGAACACUUUCAUCGCUCUUCUCGAUGCCUGCGCGAGCAUGUCAGCUCUUUCGCAAGGGAGAGUUCUCCACGCUCGAGUCACUGCGGUGGGAUUUGAUUCCAAGCUCAAGGUUGGGACUUGUGUUCUUGAGAUGUAUGGCAAGUGUGGUAGAUUGGAAGAGGCGAGAGUGGUGUUUGACAAGAUGGUGAACAAAAGUGUGAUCACCUGGAACGCGAUGAUCGGAUCGUACUCCCGGUUUGGACACUGGAGAGAAGCUCUGCGGGUGUUCUUGGCUAUGGCACAGGAAGGAGUGACGCCAACUUGGAUAACUUACAUCAGCGUUUUGGUCGCGUGUAGCCACUCGGGGCUCUUGAGCCAAGGGAAGGACUACUUCACUUCUAUGAGGCGGGACUUUUGCAUCGAUCCAACAAUCGAGCAUUACCACUGCAUGAUCGAUCUCGUUGGCCGGGCGGGAACUCUUGCCGAUGCUGAAGAACUCAUCCACAACAUGCCGUUUCAUUCGGACUCGGUGACUUGGGCGGAGCUCGUUGCUUCUUCUCGGAUUCAUGGAGACUUGCCAAAGUGUGAGCGUGCUGCCGAGAAUACAUUCGAGAUCGAUCCAAGGGACCCUGCUCACGUCAUUCUGUCCAACAUGUAUGCUGCGGCUGGAAAGCCGGCCUUGGUGAGAAAGGUGCGAAGAGACAUGAAGGAGAGAGGGGUGAAGAGUAGGCCUGGGUGUAGUUUUAUAGAGAUUGGCAACAAAGUUCACGAGUUUGUAUCGGGUGACUCGAUCCAUCCCUUGAACGAGGAGAUCCGGGCUAAAACUCGGGAGCUCCACGAGCGGAUCAAACAGGAGCUUGGGUACGUGCCAGACACGAAGGAGGUGCUUUACGACGUAGAUGAGGAGGUGAAAAAGAAGAUGCUGAGUUUCCACAGCGAGAAAAUGGCUAUUGCUUUUGGUGUUCUUGUGACAAGAGCCGGCACACCGCUGAGGGUCGUGAAGAACCUUAGAGUGUGCAUGGAUUGUCACACUUUUACCAAGCUGGUCUCCAAGUGCCUUGGAAGAGAGAUUAUCAUGAGGGAUGUCAAUCGGUUCCACUCGUUCAAAGGGGGUGUGUGCUCAUGUGGAGACUACUGGUGAUUUGUAUGUCUAUGAAAGGAAAGAAAUACAACCUCUGUUUGCCAAUCAGGAGGAAUGCAAAAGUAUACACGAGAAUCACGUCGACGUGAGAGAUGCACACAUUCUUGUGUAUAAAUGAGCUUAGCCAGAGAUUCUUCAAGUUCGAAAUGAUCCACCGCCAGAGCAAGCAUUUCCAGCCUUACUGAACGCACUCAUAUUUAUAUUAGUUUAGUUUCCAAAAUGGAGAAGCGUUUCCAAAUAACUUCCUAAUCUCUCAAUGCUAAAGACUUCAUCAAACUCUUUGAGGUUUCCUCUAGAAGUUAUCUUGCA